Kwoniella botswanensis is the source of this 894-nucleotide messenger RNA. RefSeq lists its product as uncharacterized. The transcript is spliced from 7 exons. Lineage: Eukaryota; Fungi; Basidiomycota; Tremellomycetes; Tremellales; Cryptococcaceae. The coding region runs from base 1 to 894 and encodes 297 amino acids. The record is from RefSeq and is a predicted model, not a curated record.
AUGUCCUCCAACGUGAUCCACAAGACAGACGAACCCUCUCUCACUUUCGGUCAUCCCGACUCGAGCGUGACGGAGUUGAACAUCGUGGGAUUACACCUUAGGGUAUAUGGACUGAAGGAGCUCGAGGGGAGUGAUAGGCCACUGGCUGUACUGGUCGCAGCUCAUGGUAGAACGAAUAGUCAGAAAAACAUGAUCACCUUUUCUCAGGGGGUAUUAGGACAAGUGUACUCAAAACCGAAAGAAGAGAGAAAGAGGGAUUUGCUGAUCGUCACCUUGGAUCAACGAAAUCAUGGGAAUAGGAUAACGGAUAAGAAGGCGAAUUUGGCUUAUGAUGAGAAUCCAAGGCAUUUAAUCGACAUGGCAGCUAAAGUGUACGGCGGUGCACAAGAUAUCCAGCUUAUCAUCGAUUUCCUCGCUGCCUACCUGUUUCCGAUGGGCGAGAAGAAGGUUGAAGAAUGGAUAGUGACCGGUAUCUCACUUGGAGGUCAUGUCGCUUGGAGAUUGCUACGGGAAGAGCCCCGUAUCCGUAUCGGCAUACCGAUCAUAGGUCUGCCAUUCGAAUCAUUCCCAAAAUACAUGGGUCCAAGAGCCGAAUCACUUAACAUCCCUUUCGAGCCGCCUACCUAUCCUCCAUCGCUAGUGCCAGUCCUAGAAGGUGAUGUCGAUCACUCGAAUUACAAAGGUAAGAAGAUCCUGACUAUUCAUGGAGGACACGACAAGUUGGUACCGCUAGACAAAGGAUUAAAGGAUAUAGAGAAGAUCAUGGAUGUCGUUAAUGGUAGUGAGAGUGGGAAAGCGGAGAUGUACGUCGAUGAGAAGACGGGUCAUGCUGUUUCGAAGGAGAUGGUUUGGAAGACGGCGGAGUGGGUCUGGGAAUAUGGUUUGAAGGAAUGA